This is a messenger RNA of Sinocyclocheilus grahami, 2160 nucleotides long. Its product is annotated as CAP-Gly domain-containing linker protein 1-like. Gene Ontology annotation, molecular function: microtubule plus-end binding. Gene Ontology annotation, biological process: cytoplasmic microtubule organization; positive regulation of microtubule polymerization. The coding region runs from base 78 to 2159 and encodes 693 amino acids. Gene Ontology annotation, cellular component: nucleus; microtubule plus-end; cell cortex. The record is from RefSeq and is a predicted model, not a curated record. The transcript has 14 exons. NCBI's taxonomy places the organism in Eukaryota, Metazoa, Chordata, Actinopteri, Cypriniformes, Cyprinidae.
UCUUAUCUGGUCAGGGUGGGUUGAUGUUUUUCCAGGCCCUGCAGGAAUAGCACAUUUGCGUGCGUAAAGCAGGUAAAAUGAGUGCGGGAAAGCCGAGUGGUCUCAAACCACCCACCAAGAUUGGAAAACCAGCAGCUGCGACACCAACCAAAACCUCGCCCACCUCAGCUGACGCCAAGGCUGUAACAUCUCCAACCUCUAAUCCGGCCCAAGAUGCUGCGUCAGAUUUCUCUGUUGGUGAACGAGUUUGGGUCAACGGAAAUAAACCAGGUUAUGUGCAGUUCAUCGGAGGGACCCAGUUUGCACCGGGCCAAUGGGCGGGAAUAGUUCUAGAUGAACCUAUCGGGAAAAACGACGGCUCUGUGGCCGAAGUGCGCUACUUCCAGUGCGAGGACUUGCGAGGUAUAUUUACUCGGCCCUCCAAACUGUCCCGCACUCCAGUGGCAGAGCGUGAAGCCAAUGGGACGCAGACACCCGCCAACAAGACGUCCACCUCCCCUGCCAAAGAUCCUGUUCCUGUAACUCAAACCACUAGUGCAACAACCAAGACCUCAACAAACCUAACCAGGGCCACCAGCGAGUCUGCAUCCAAUCUGUCUGAGACUGAUUCGGCCAAGAAGUUGCAGCGGGAACUGAAGUUGGGUGAUCGUGUGCUGGUUGGUGGAACUAAGGCAGGUGUUGUGCGUUUUCUGGGCAUAACUGACUUUGCGAAAGGUGCUUGGUGUGGCGUUGAGUUGGACGAGCCUCUUGGCAAGAAUGAUGGGGCAGUGGCUGGUGCAAGGUACUUCCAGUGCCUACCAAAGUACGGACUAUUCGCUCCUACUCACAAAGUCACCCGCAUUGGAUUCCCGUCCACCACUCCCGCUAAAUCCAAAACCUCCAGGCGCAGGUCGACCCUAAAGAAUAGCCCCAGCGCGUCCUCCAUCAGCUCCCUCAGCUCUGUCACCUCCUCAGUUGGGGGCAAACCCAGCCGUGCUGGCCUGCUCACAGAGACAUCAGCACGGUACGCGCGGAAGAUCUCAGGCACCACGGCCCUGCAGGAGGCCCUGAAGGAGAAGCAGCAGCACAUCGAGCAGCUCCUGGCCGAGCGGGACCUGGAGAGGACGGAAGUGGCACGAGCCACAAGUCAUGCCGGAGAGGUGCAGCAAGAGCUGGCGCUGCUCAGACAGGGCCAGGAACAGUAUGCUGUGGAGAUGGAAGCCAAGUUGGACCAGUUGCGGAGACUCGUGGAGACUGCAGACAGAGAUAAAGUGGAACUGAUGAAUCAACUGGAAGAGGAAAAAAGAAAAGUGGAGGAUCUGCAGUUCCGUGUAGAGGAAGCUUGCAUUACCAAAGGUGACCUAGAGACGCAGACCAAACUGGAGCAUGCCCACAUUAAGGAGCUCGAACAAAGUCUUCUCUUUGAAAAGACCAAAGCAGACAAACUCCAGAGGGAGUUAGAGGAUACUAGGGUGGCCACGGUGUCCGAGCGCUCCAGAAUCAUGGAGCUGGAAAAGGAAGUGUCCGACCUGCAUCUUCAGCUGAGAACUCUCCGGGCCGAGACCGCGGGAUCAGCCUCACCUCCAUUACAAGACAAAAAGAUCAAGGAGUUGAACUUUGAGUUAGAGGAUAGACAGAAGGAAGUUCUCCUAUUCCAGCAGAAACUUGCCUCCUCUGAACAGGAUAGAACAUGCCUCCAGCAGCAGCUGCAAGAUCUGAAACAGAAACUCGACACAGCAGCAGAGGACAAUAAUAAAGCAACACUAGCCAUGCAAGAAAUAGAAAGGAACAUGAGAAUGCAGAAAGAGAAGCUGGACCAGGUGUCCAGGGAGAAGGAAGAGCUGCAGAGGGAUGUGGCCCUCCGGCAGCACCAGGAACAGGCGAAGGAUGAAGAGAGAGAUCUUCAGAUAAAGGAGCUGAAGGAGAAGUUGGGCCGAACAGAAGGAGAGUUGAACAGAAUCCCAGAGAGGAGUGUUGAGCUGGAACGGCAGGUGGUGGAACUGAAAGCCUACAAAGACCAAACCCAGAGUUUACAGUCUGAUGAAAAGCUGGAGCAGAUGACGAAGAGGAAUAAGGAAUUGCAGGAGGAGCUUGAGACCCUGAAGCAGCAGAACUCUCAGUAUCAGGAACAGUUGAGUUCAGAAACACAGAACAUCGACAGCCUCCGCAAAGAAAUGUGAG